UGUUGUAAGAGCUGCGGGACUUCCAACUCGACAGGUGGCUAAUGGGUUAUGUGACUUGUCUUCACAGAACGGCUUCGCUAUAACUAUUCGUCCUUCACCUUAUUAAAGAGCUUGAGUUUAACAGCUGAAAAACAGCUGUUUGGGCAGCAGUCAUGCUUGGCGUUAUCCAUGCAGACUUGUUGAUCACUGUAGCGCUAGUCUUUUUGGCUCAUUCAGCUACAAUAUGCAGAGCUGAAAAUGACUUGUCAUUGGUAAAGUUACCUCAGUGGAAGGAACCCUCAGCUUAUGUUGCCCAGUGUCUCUAUAGACAAAAUGGGAAUCUGACUUGUGACUGGACAAGCAGCCAAAGAGCAGCUCCAGGGGAUGUCAAAGUGAAAAUAUUGAAAAGCCCUCCUCUGGCAUUCGGAGGUGAGGCCUGCUUGGAGUUCUGGUAUCUGGCCUCGGGUGUAUCCAGUGGUGCUACACUUCGUGCUCUGCUGAAAAGCAGUUUGGGUCAAGUGGAACUCUGGACCUCUACUCCCCUCCCCAGAGAUGGGUGGAGACAAGUGUCUGUGCCCCUGAACAUCACUGAACAGGGCGCUCAGGUCAUAUUUGAAGCCGUCGCUCCACUAUCCGUAGACCAUACUACAUUAAAACAAAUUGGAGUAAGAAGAGGCUCAUGUAGAAACCAGUGUGAAUCCAAUACUGAGCUGUGGACUGACGACUCAACACGUUGCCUCUGCUUGGUUGCCCAGUUUUUCUGCGUUCCCUCUUGGUGCCCUAAAGGCCAGAUAUGUGACCCUCUGAGAGAUGACCCUAGUAGGAUUUCUCCUUCAGGCGUGUGCACAAUCCACAGCAACACAGACUGCCAUACCUUUGAUGGUGUAGUGUUCCGCUUCAUGUCCCCCUGCACUUAUGUUUUGGCCAAGACUUGCUCAGCAUCUGAACCUCUGCCAAAGUUCUACGUAGAGGUAGUUAAUGUGUAUAACGACAAUGGGUCACUGCCAACUAUCCAACAAAUAAAUGUGGACCUGGGGACGUUCAGGGUGUCAUUGCUAAAGAGUGAGACUCGUCGAGCUGUGGUUAAUGGUGUCUGGAAAAGGCUUCCCCUAAGCCUGAACAAUGACACCAUCAAUGUCAAGAGCAACCCUGUUGCUGUAGUAGUGGGAAGCAGUUCUGGAGUAUCUGUUUCCUAUGACAAUACAGGGGCUGUUGAGAUCAGAAUCCCAUUAGAAUAUUCUGAUAGGGUUUGUGGACUGUGUGGUAACUUCAAUCAGCUGCCUGGAGAUGACUUGCUCAAGCCUGAUGGCACAAAUGCUGAAAGUGCUACAGCUCUGGCUGAGAGUUGGCAGACGGGAGGAAACGUCUCCUCCUGUGAAACAAUUAAAGUGCCACAACAGUGUAACCCACUGGACAAAGCUCAUUACAGCAGUGAGAAAUACUGUGGGCUGCUACGUUCAAGCUCUGGGCCCUUUGGUUCCUGUCUACCAGUUGUGGGUGCUGAGGGCUAUUUCCGUGCUUGUUUGCUUGGCUUGUGUUCUGGUCAUGGUGAUAAAGUUCUAUGUGAAACACUGGAAGCCUACGCAGAUGUCUGCCAAAAGGCUGGAAUUGAUGUGCCUGCAUGGAGGAACUCAACUUUUUGCUCACUCGAGUGUGACGAGAACAGCCAUUAUAACUCCUGUGCCAGUGGCUGUCCUGAGGUGUGCUCCAGUCUCGAUCAAACAGGUUUGUGUGGCAAUUGUGAGGAAAGAUGUGAGUGCAACCCUGGCUUCAAGUUCAGUGGGGAUAAGUGUGUCCCAGCAGAAGACUGUGGGUGCUGGUAUAAAGGAAAACACUAUAAGAGAGGGGCAACAACUGUGGAGGGAGACUGUGUCCAACGGUGCCAAUGUAUUGGCAAUGACGGCAUGCUUUGCACCGCAAUGAAAUGUGCCAGUGAUGAAGUCUGUAAAGAAAAAAAUGGCAUCAAAGACUGCUUCCCUUUCAAACCUGCCACUUGCAGUGUGUAUGGGGAUCCACACUAUGUUACCUUUGACAAAUUGGCCUACGACUUUCAAGGUGGCUGUGCUUACACCCUGACCACCACCUGUGGUGGACAUGCUACAGUGCAGUUCACUGUAAUUGGAUUCAACAUCCACCCUGCUAAUCAAAACUUCACAAGGUCCAAACUUGAAGCUGUGGCUCUUCAGCUUGGUGGAUUGAACCUUACCCUAAAUCAGAGUGGGGAAGUUGAUGUGAAUGGUGACGCUGUCAGACUUCCCUAUUCAACCAACGGUUCAUAUGGCUCAGUGUGGGUCUAUGUGAAGAAGGGUUACACUAUUCUGGAGACGACCUUUGGCUUAAAAAUGGUGAUAGAUGGGCAGAGCAGGCUGUUCCUGCAGGUGGAUGAGCGCUUCAAAUAUGAACUCUGUGGUCUGUGUGGCACCUACUCUGGAUAUCAAGAGGAUGACUUUGUAAUGCCAGGAGGCAAUAUUGCUGUUGGAUCAUUUGAGUUUGGCAACAGCUGGAUAAUGCAUGCCAAUGAAGGGUGUACUACCCAUCCAAAUGAUCCCAGAGAAUGUGUCGAUGAUGAGAAGAACAUGGCCAAUGAGGAAUGUUCUAUGGUGUUUAAAGGGGCCUUUGAGGCCUGCCAUGAACAUGUUCACCCAAGCAUCUACUUUAGUAGUUGUGUAUAUGACUAUUGUGCCACAAGUGGUAAUCGGUUCACUUUAUGUGAGUCCCUGAAGUCUUAUGCAACAGCAUGCUUUGUUGAAGGAGUGGAACUCUCUCACUGGCAAACUGGCACACCAUGUGAUUUCACAACUGCGGCUCCAACCAUUCCAGCCUCUAGCUCUCCAAUUCAGAAUUUGUGUCCCAUUAGCUGUAACUUUGACACAAAUUUAUGUGAAUGGGAGCAGCUCAUGCAAGACAGUUUUGACUGGACAAGACAUUCUGGAUCUACACCAACAAAUCUAACAGGACCAAACCAGGACCACACAACUGGAGCUGGUUUUUACAUGUACCUCGAGGGAGACAAUGCGACUCAUGGAGACCCUGCUCGAAUGUUGAGCCCAUCAUGUCAACUUGAUGGCCCAAUCUGCUUCCACUUCUGGUACUACAUGUAUGGUUCAGCCACUAGUGUGGCUCUCAAUAUCUAUCAGCUCCAAGGUACAAAGGCCACAAAGAUCUGGUCUACAAUGGACAACCAAGGACCUGAAUGGCAUCUGGGGAAAGCUGAUCUGAAAGCAUCUGGAGCUAUCAAAGUCAUAAUUGAGGGAAUUCGAGGCUCCACUGAACAGUCAGAUGUGGCUAUAGAUGAUGUUGCCAUCACUCCUGGGUCAUGCUCAGAUGCCUUCCCCAACCUAGUUGGAACUGACCUUCCUGUCAGAACUACAGAAAUUACCCCACCACACCCAAUCUGCAACUUUGCAUGUAGCUUCACCACUGGCUUAUGCACAUGGACUCAGAUGGUCACUGAUGCAUUUGAUUGGACAAGGAGCAAUGGGUCUACACCUACUGAGAUGACUGGCCCCUCUAGUGACCACACUGGAGAUGGCCACUACAUUUAUAUUGAGGCCUCAAGCGUGACGUAUGGUGACACAGCUCGUCUCAUUAGCUCAGAGUGCACAGACACAGGUCCUCUGUGUCUGCAGUUCUGGUACCAUAUGUAUGGGUCAGCAGAUACAAUGGGCCUCAACAUUUACCUGCUUCAGAACAAGGUGGCAAAGGCAGUCUGGCAGAAGAGGAACAGCCAAGGCAACAUGUGGCACUUGGCCCAGGUUGACCUAAAUGCAACUGAACCUUUUCAGAUUCUCUUUGAGGGAAGGAGAGGUUCCAAUGAUCUGUCAGAUGUGGCCAUAGAUGACAUAACGCUUGACCAAGGAAGAUGUUCAGAUCUGAGUGGACUGGGUGAACCUGAAUUUAACACAACAGCCAUCCCAACUGUAAAUGUGCUUACAACUGAAUCUCCCAAACACCCUGUGGGCAACACUACAGCCCAUCCAAGUGUUGCAUCACCUACCACUGCAGUUUUGGAGCACCCUAUGGGCAACGGCACAACCCCUCCAAGUGUUGCAUCUCCUACCACUGCAGUUUUGGAGCCCCCUAUGGGCAACGGCACAACCCCUCCAAGUGUUGCAUCACCUACCACCGCAGUUUUGGAGCCCCCUAUGGGCAACGGCACAACCCCUCCAAGUGUUGCAUCACCUACCACCGCAGUUUUGGAGCCCCCUAUGGGCAACGGCACAACCCCUCAAAGUAUUGCAUCAACUGCAACUCCAGAGUUCCCAGUGCUGAAAAGUACAGCCCAGGUCCCAGCACUGAAUGUAACUACAGUACCUCCCACAAACAAACUAACAACUGUUUCAAAUAAUAAAAACACAACUAAAUCUCCAGGACAAACCCACCACCCAGUAUGCCAACUUGACUGUGAUUUUGAACAAGAUCUUUGUCAAUGGAGUCAACUACUCACUGAUGUGUUUGACUGGGAGAGGCAGAAUGGUUCCACCCCCACUUCAAACACUGGUCCACUUUCAGAUCACACCACAGGAGGUGGCCACUAUCUAUACAUUGAAGCCAACCGGGCAUCACUGGGGGACACUGCCCGCCUUGUUAGUGCAGAGUGUUCAGAUGCUGGCCCACAAUGUCUUAUGUUCUGGUAUCAUAUGUAUGGCUCUGCUGACACAAUGGGGAUUCAUGUAUACCUGCUCCAAGACAGACAUGCUACUGUAGUAUGGAGAAGAAGAAAUGAUCAAGGAAAUAUGUGGCAUCUUGCUCAGGUGGACCUGGUAGUUAAUGGAACAUUCCAGAUAAUUUUUGAGGGUCGCAGAGGUUCUGAUGACAAAUCUGAUGUGGCCUUGGAUGACAUAAAGCUUCAUCAGGGGUUCUGCCAAGAUUUGGGCAAACCAGCAAACAUGAGUACAACAAAUGCACCCCAGGUUCCAGCUACAACCAAACCAGGGUCCCAACCUUCACCCACAGCUGGGCAACAUCCAACUGUAGGAGGCAAUGUCACUGCUGGACCCCAGGUCCCAGCUACAACCAAGCCAGUGUCGUCAAAUGAGACUGGGCCCCAACCUUCACCCACAGCUGGGCCUCGGCCUCCAACUGUAGGAAGCAAUGUCACUGCUGGACCCCAGGUCCCAGCUACAACCAAGCCAGUGUCCUCAAAUGAGACUGGGCCUCAACCUUCACCCACAGCUGGGCCUCAGCCUCCAACUGUAGGAAGCAAUGUCACUGCUGGACCCCAGGUCCCAGCUACAACCAAGCCAGUGUCCUCAAAUGAGACUGGGCCCCAACCUUCACCCACUGCUGGGCCACGGCCUCCAACUGUAGGAAGCAAUGUCACUGCUGGACCCCAGGUCACAGCUACAACCAAGCCAGUGUCCUCAAAUGAGACUGGGCCCCAACCUUCGCCCACUGCUGGGCCACGGCCUCCAACUGCAGGAGGCAAUGUCACUGCUGGACCCCAGGUCCCAGCUACAACCAAGCCAGUGUCGUCAAAUGAGACUGGGCCCCAACCUUCACCCACAGCUGGGCCAUGGUCUCCAACUGUCGGAAGCAAUGUCACUGCUGGAUCCCAGGUCCCAGCUACAACCAAGCCAGUGUCGUCAAAUGAGACUGGGCCUCAACCUUCACCCACAGCUGGGCCUCGGCCUCCAACUGUAGGAAGCAAUGUCACUGCUGGACCCCAGGUCCCAGCUACAACCAAGCCAGUGUCGUCAAAUGACACUGGGCCCCAACCUUCACCCACAGCUGGGCCACAGCCUCCAACUGUAGGUGGCAAUGUCACUGCUGGACCCCAGGUCCCUGCUACAACCAAGCCAGUGUCCUCAAAUGAGACUAGGCCCCAACCUUCACCCACAGCUGGGCCACAGCCUCCAACUGCAGUAGGCAAUGUCACUGCUGGACCCCUGGUCCCAGCUACAACCAAGCCAGUGUCCUCAAAUGAGACUGGGCCCCAACCUUCACCCACAGCUGGGCCACAGCCUCCAACUGCAGUAGGCAAUGUCACUGCUGGACCCCAGGUCCCAGCUACAACCAAGCCAGUGUCGUCAAAUGAGACUGGGCCCCAACCUUCACCCACUGCUGGGCCACCACCAGGAACCCCACAUAUUUCAACACCCUCUUGCGCCAAGAACAGUCACUACACCACUUGCAUCCCUGCAUGCAGCCCUACAUGCAAGCACCUGAAUGGCCCACCAAACUGCAAUGCAGAGAAGACUUGUGCAUCAGGAUGUGUAUGUGAUGAUGGCUUUGCACAAAAAGGGAGCAUUUGUCUGCCUGUACAGAAGUGUGGAUGCAUGGACAGGAAUGGUACUUAUCACAAUUUCAAAGAGGUAUGGUACACUGAUCACUGCACUCAGAAAUGUGAGUGUGAAGAUGAUGAUGACGAUGAAGGGAAAAUUGACUGUGAAGACAAAGAUGGGUGUGAAGGUGACGCGGUCUGCCUUCAACAUGAAAUGGGCCAGUAUUAUUGCGAGUCCACAGGUUUUGGUGAGUGCACCAUCCAGGGAGACCCAGAGUACAAAACAUUUGACAAACUGAAGCAUGACUUCAGUGGGUCAAACUUGUAUGUGCUAGUCAGGACAAAAAAUCUGCCAAAGAAUCUCCCAGAAAUCUACAUAGAGGGUACAAAUACAUGCACUGAUGAGGACAGUCAAAGUGAUGACAGCAGUGAAGAAGGUAUUGAUGAUGACACAGAGGGUCAUGGACAAAGAUUGCAAGAGCUUAAAAUCAAAGUGUACAAUCACACUGUUGAGCUCAAGCACAAGAGGAAGGUGUUGGUGGAUGGACAAAGGAUUCAAGUUCCAGGUUCAUCAGCUCCUGGCUUUGAGAUCAAGAUGCAGUCUUCCCACAUCUACCUUAAGACAGACUUUGGUCUGUCAGUGGAGUUCAAUGGACACUGCAAAACUGACAUCAUUCUGCCAUUCCUUUAUAAAAGAAGGGUUGAAGGUUUGUGUGGAAACUUUGAUGGACGAAAAGCUAAUGACAAGGUGAAACCAGAUGGCACUAUUGCCAAGAAUACUAAAGAAUUUGGAGAAAGCUGGAGAGUAUAACUUGGAUAAGAUUUCAUCUUCAUGGUUUCUGAUGACUGAUUCAAAAUGUUUACAUGAAAACUCAUCACUUGUAUCUUUAAUACGUUGUCAUGUGCUAUAGAUUUGUGCCUCUAGUUUUUCACAAUGACUUUACUAUCAUGCUGCCAGUAUCCUCUUUAAAUAUUGGUUUAUCUGCAAUUUUGAAGGUUGUUUAAAGCUCUUCAUGUGAACUAGUUGCUAUUUACGAUUAAGUGGUGUUUGCUGUAAAUUCAUUAUGAGAUCAAAAACUAAGGUGUGAAUAUUUCAAAUGCAAUUAUCCUAAAGUACAGUCCAUGUGUGACCAUUUUUCAGUGAUUAAAAAAUGUAUAGAGAACUA
Messenger RNA from Fundulus heteroclitus (mummichog), 7368 nucleotides. RefSeq names its product zonadhesin. The transcript has 29 exons. Bases 153 to 7013 code for a protein of 2286 amino acids. The record is from RefSeq and is a predicted model, not a curated record. NCBI's taxonomy places the organism in Eukaryota, Metazoa, Chordata, Actinopteri, Cyprinodontiformes, Fundulidae. Gene Ontology annotation, cellular component: membrane.